AAGUAGAACCGAAAAUAGAAGUACCGAGAGUCCAAGGACAUUAAGAAUCGCCCAGUAAGAAAUAUCGAAGAAAUCCUACAAUCAAGUUCGAUAUUUGUUCGCUAUUGUGAAACAAUUGAAAAUAUUAAAAAUAUAAAUAAUACGCGUUGUUGGUCACACAACUAGACGUAAGCUUUGUGGGGCACGGGAAAUGCGGUGUUGCUGUAAUAAGGAUAUCAGGAAGUCAGGCAAUUGAUGCCUUGAAGCAAAUGACAAACAUAACGAAACUUGAACCCAGAAAAGCUUUUCUUCGAAAUAUCUGCGACCCAGAUACAAGGGAAGUUAUAGACAAGGGUUUAUGUCUUUGGUUUCCAGGACCUAAUUCUUUCACUGGAGAGGACAGUGUAGAAUUCCAGAUACACGGCGGCUCUGCUGUAAUUGCAGCUGUAUCAGCUGCUCUUUCAAAAUUGAAAUUUGCCCAUGCUUUACCAGGUGAAUUUACAAGGCGAGCAUUCUAUAACAACAAGUUGGACCUGACUGAAAUUGAAGGGUUGGCUGAUCUGAUCCAUGCAGAGACAGAACUGCAGAGAAAACAAGCAUAUCUACAAGUUGAUGGAAGUUUGAGCAAAUUGUACAAUAAGUGGAGGAAAACACUUUUACAAUCUAUUGCACAUGUUGAGGCUUACAUUGAUUUUAGCGAAGAUGACAACAUAGAAGCUGACGUUAUGGACAAAUGCAAUAAUGUAUUAAAAGUUCUAAAUCAGGAAAUAAAACGUCACCUUUCAGAUGGUAGAAAAGGAGAGAUAUUACGUGAAGGUGUGCGAACUGUAAUUCUUGGGGAACCAAAUGUUGGGAAAAGUAGUUUACUGAAUUAUCUUGUUCAACGAGAAGCUGCAAUAGUUACGCCUAUUCCUGGAACAACAAGGGACAUUGUUGAAUUAAAUUUAAAUAUAUUCGAUUAUCCUGUGAUUUUAGCUGAUACUGCCGGUCUAAGAAAAGAAACGACAGACAUUGUUGAGAUAGAGGGUAUACAUAGAGCAAAGAAUUAUACUAAGGGGGCUGAUUUUGUAAUUCUAUUGGCUAAUUCAGUUUCGUAUCUAAGAAGUAAGAAGAAGUACGACGAAUUUAUCAUUGACUACGUCGAACGACUAGGGUUAAAUGAUUUGUUACUGAAUAAUGGAAAGGUGAUGGAUCACUGUAUAGUAGUAAUGAAUAAAAUAGACUUGUUGGAGCCCCAAGAAAGAGAUUCGCUGUUAAAAGAUGACAGGACAAUAUUUAUUUCCUGUGCCAGAGAAGUGGGCCUCCAAAAAUUCUCGAAACGUGUUGCCAUACAUUUAAAAAAUUUAUGUGGUAAUCCGUGUCGUGAAAACCCUACUGUGAGUCAAACUAGGCACAGAAUACAUUUGACAAAUUGUUCUGAACAUAUAGAUAAUUACUUCGACCUUAUAAAGAGUGAGGAAAGGGACAUCGUUUUAGCUGCACAAGAAAUACGAAACGCUAUGCGAGAACUCGGUUUGAUUACGGGAUACGUUAGCGUAGAACAAAUUCUCGAUGUAAUAUUCAAAGAUUUUUGUAUUGGCAAAUAAAUAUACCACAUUCUAGAUUA
Messenger RNA from Neodiprion fabricii, 1585 nucleotides. Its product is annotated as tRNA modification GTPase GTPBP3, mitochondrial. Lineage: Eukaryota; Metazoa; Arthropoda; Insecta; Hymenoptera; Diprionidae. Gene Ontology annotation, biological process: tRNA methylation; tRNA wobble uridine modification. Bases 249 to 1565 code for a protein of 438 amino acids. The transcript is spliced from 4 exons. Gene Ontology annotation, molecular function: GTPase activity; protein binding; GTP binding. The record is from RefSeq and is a predicted model, not a curated record. Gene Ontology annotation, cellular component: mitochondrion; cytoplasm.